GGUUUCCGUGGAACCGUGACCGGAGUUCCUUGGCUUCCGUUGUCAGGUGUGCUCCCGGGCUCCCCGCUCGGGGAAGGGGUGGUGGUACGGUCCACUUGCAGUUCGGAGUUGUUGCUGAGGAGGUUCCACUGUUCGGCGGCACUGUUCAGAGGCGCGUGCGGUUGGGAGAGCAUGAAACUGUACCAAUUUUGAAAAAUGGUACCGACUUCACUUCAGAGUUACCCUGGGCAGCGCUGGAGGGUUGCCAUUUACCUCGUUUUCUGCGUUACUUCAGGUGCUUGGUGCAGUCAGGUGGUGGUGCCUCCACGGGUGAGCGCUGUUCUGGGAAAGAAUGUCACGUUAGAGUGCCGGGUGGAGGUUGGCAAAAACCUCACUCUUACUCAGAGUUCCUGGGAGCGCCGUCUGCCUUCGGGCUCUGCUACAGUGGCUGUGUACAACCCAGAGUUUGGCACCUCCAUCCCCCCAGAAUAUAUUAACCGCCUAUACUUUCGCUCACCUACCUCUCACGAUGCCACCAUUGUCCUGGAAAACGUAGGCUUUUCCGAUGUCGGGAUCUAUACCUGUAAGGUUGCCACAUUUCCUCUGGGGAACACUCAAGCUUCUACUACGGUCAAUGUACUUGUGGAGCCAAAGGUCUAUGUGUCUGCUGGCUCAGCCGCCCUGAUCGAUGGCGGCAAUGAGACUGUGGUGGCCACCUGUAUCGCAGAGCGAGCUCGGCCCCCCGCCGAGGUGUCUUGGGAGUCCAACCUGUUUGGCCAAUCAGAAGUACAGUUGUUUGACGACGUGAACGGCACAACCAGCACGCAAGUACGCUACAUCUGGCAGCCCACACGCCAUGUCCGGGGUAACACGCUCACUUGUGUGGUCCGUCACCCAGCCUUGCAGAGUGACUUCAGGAUACCCUACCAGCUCAAUGUUCAGUUUGCUCCUGAUAUAUCAGUUGUGGGGUACGAUGGAGACUGGUACGUGGGCCGUGAAAAGGUACAGAUGGCAUGUAAAGCCAACGCAAACCCGCCAGUGCACCACUUUAAAUGGAUCAGACUGGACGGUGAAAUGCCAGAGGGUGUGGAAAUAAUGAACAGCACUCUGCUCUUUCUGCGACCCCUCCAGCGAAAUGACUCCGGAGUUUACAGAUGUGAGGUUGCCAAUGACAUCAGCCUCCGCAGUCGAGAUGUUCGCAUUCUCAUUCAAGAUCCUCCCACCAUGCCUUCCACCAUUACCGCUCCUGUCCUCACUGGCUAUUCCUCCUCCACCUUUGUGGUUGAUAAAGGCCAUGUUCUGCAGAGCUCCCCCACUCUUGAAGCCCUGCCUGAAAGUAACCUCGGUUCCAUAGUGGGCGGGGCCGUGGGAGGGGCCUUGUUCCUGCUACUGCUGUUGUGUCUGGUUGGCGUUUGUUACCUGCGGAAGCACCAGAGUUUUCACGGAAACUACUACACCAAGCAGCACGCGGGCAACGGCGAUCUGCAGAAGGCUCCGGCGCAGCACGAACUCCGCCCCACUAAGGCCGGCAGCAGCUCCUGCAAACAGGACCAAGACCGCGAGGAGUGGGGGGACCGCGAGCUCAAACAAGACCGGGAACGCCGUCUCCACACAAGCUACAACGGAGAGGAGUACCCCGUCAACGGGUACACCAGGGCUAUGAGGGAGAGCAGUCGCCAGAGCCCGCAGCAGAAUUACCACCACGAACACGCCCAGUAUCCGAGUCCACAGCACCCCAGGGGUGCCAGAUACCCCCAGUCACCGAAACCACUAGGAAACGGCUCCGCCUACCUGUCAGACCACUGCCGGGACAGAGUCGCUGAGGGUGAUUAUGUGUCGCACACGGACGGCUCGGUCAUCUCUCGUAGGGAGUGGUACGUUUGACAGUCCAGCUGGUUCUGCAGGAGCAGAGAGUAAAAUUUAAAAAAUUAGUAGAAUACGCCCUAACGGUCAUCUGUAUGCACACAGAUCUACGUGACUAUUCUGUAGUUGGCUUGUUUUGUUCAAGCGUUCAGAUUUACACUUAAGACAAGAUGUUUGUGUUUCUGAGGGCCGCUCAAAGCACUUUGACGGUCUGCAUCAUCGAGCUCGAUAGUUCUUUGUGUUUUGAAAAAGUGUUGAAUAGUCAGUGCUGUAGCUGCCUUACUAUGUGGACUGCCAUUUCUAAUGGGUUUUCUGUUAGUUUCUAUGAAAUCCACCAUCAUUUUACUUUUAUUUGACUCCAUUCAAGCUCACAAACAAACCUCACUUAAAUUUAUAAAUAUACUUAAACUACAACUGGUUUAAGUGUAUUUUGUAAUUUCCAAUUAAAACAAAUAUUACUUUAAAAAUUAGCUUUUUUUGUACUUUGCUGUUAGAAUUUGGUCAUUCAGAGUAUUUUAGAACUAAACAGUUGCUAAUUGUGCAACUUUAAUUUUCCAUCCCUUUUAAAUUACUUAUUUUAUACAAUUAUUACUUUGUCUUUACUUAUGAGGUACUAAAAUAUUAAUUUUGAAUACACAUAAAUAGAUCAACUUCUAUCAUAAGAAGUAAAUAUCUAACAGGUUUUAAAGUUAGUUUUGGUGGAAUGUUUUUGAGUUGUUUUAUUUUUCUUUAGCAAAUUCUCAAACCCUUUGAUAUGAUCAGGAAUAACAUCUGAAAGAUUGAUGUCCUCAGCUCAUAAAAUGCAUUGCACUGCCUCCUGCAGAACUUUAUCACAUAAGCAGUCCUCUUCAUUCCUGUCUGCUACAGUCGCUGCUUCUUUAUAAAACACCACAUUAGAAAUUUCUACUAAAAUCUACUCAGAUGCUUGUGAAAUCGAAGAUCGAGCCUUAAUAUGCACACAGAUUGGUCCCAGUUAGCCUGUUUUACUAUCAACUUUGCACAUAUUAUUGUUUUCUGGGACGAGCUUCAGGGUUUGGUUAUUGAGAUACACACUCAUCAUCUGAUGGUAGAUUAACCAAACGUUCCCCUGUUUAGGAAUUUUAACACAUUACUAGUGUACAAUCAACAGGGCAUGGUUUGAAAAAAGGCUCCUGUACGGCAGGUGAUAAAGUCAGAAAAAAAAGUGCCAUCACUUUACUCUGGUGUCCUCCUUCCACACUUGAACCUUUAAACUUCUACAGCCUGACAAAUCUGCAGAAAAUAAACCUGAUACUUUAAGGUUUUUUUUUUUUUUUUAUUGUGUUGCAUGCUGACAUUCUUUAGUUUAAUCUUUCAAUUAUUGUUAUAUGUAUAUUUAAGUCAUGUUUUCAUAAUUAUCUGCACUUUUGAGUCAACAACAGCACAGGAACUGUGAACAUUUUUGGUUAACUUCAUAAUUAGUUAUGGAUUUAUUUGCAAUCAGACUGUCAAACAUUGUAGCAUGUUUAAAAAGAAAAACUUUACUUUAUUGUUGUCUUUUUGGGCCUUUUGCCCUGGUAGAUCAGGUGUUUAACAUUAACAAAGCUAAUAUCCAUGUAAAUACUAAUUUCAGUGUUUGUAUACAGAUCAAAUCUAUAGUAUUUUGGCACUCGUUCCUGCCUACCAGACUGUAGGGAGAACACAUGUUUUCUUUAAUGUACACUUUGUGAAAAUAGAAUGUCACUUAGGAAAUAUUUUCUUCCAGUUGCUGAAUAUUUGAGUUGUAUUUAGAAAUAGGAUGACAGUGUUUAACUUAAAUAUUACUAACUGAAUAAAAACUGAUCAUUAGGCUAUUUAAAUGACUAAUGUGUCAAUGAUUUGUACAGGGUAGCUCAAAAUAGAGAAAUAAUGCUUGAAUAUUACAGCAUAAAACAAAUUGUAUUGUAGCUUUUUGUCUGAUUGUGAGUUUUUUGUGUGCGGUGAACAUAGGCUGCAGUUCAAAUCAUGGGGUUUGAGCUUUAUUGCAACCUGUAGCGGAGAAUCGGACCCCUUUGUUCAAAAUGCUGUGCAGAACGCUGGAGGAAAUUCAGCUUAAUGGCAUCAGAAGGUUUUUGAUGGAUGACAAACUCCUGUUCAUCCCCUUUACUUUGUAGAGCUAAGUAUUGAGCAUCAGUUUGAUGCUGCCAUCUGUACCUCAGAGGUGUUGUGGUGCUGAAAUCAUCAAAAAAAGAACAUCUUUCUGCUUUAAUAAAUUGUAGCCGACAUAAAAAACAAAAACCGCUUUAUUGGUAUUAUGAAGAUUAUUGGUUUGUGAGCUCCACAAAGGAUAUCACAUCCACCUCUGCUUAAGUGGGAGGAAACAGUGAAGGCAAACCUGAUAUCUUUUCUUUUUGCACUUUCCAGGGAAGUGAAAUGCACAGCCUUACAACCUAAUUUAGGCCGUUUAAUGAAAACGAUCAUUUCUUUUUUUUUUUUUUAAGGGGGGGGUUUAGCCUGUUGCUCAUUAUUGCACAAAACAGGAAGCACGGCAGCCCGAACCUUUGUUUUGCUUUUAUGCACUGUGACAGAAAAUUCCUCUAAUCGAUAUGCUAUAUUUAUGUGGCUCGUCACUCUUGAGCCUUGCACUUAGAAGUUAUUUUGUAUGAAUAUUUUGUAUAGAAAGCAGUCAUAUCCUUGAGAAAAUGCACCUAGUGCCUUAGAUGCUUAGAUUUUUCUUUUUGUGAUGACAUUUUGUUGCUCUGAGAUUUAUCCGUGGCGUAAAGAAGAAUACUUGGUGCCAUAUUGACUUUUUUUUGGACAGUUAACAUCUCAGUAUAUUUGCAGACCUAAAGGCAUUACACAAAGGUGAAGCUUGAAUGAGUUUGGAUGUAAAAAUGAGUAACAAAUAUAUCUGUCAGGGGUUUUUUCUGUCUUUUUGUUUCACGUUGUCGAUGAAAAGCACCUUUGGAUCUUAUUAGGGUUUGGGUUUUUUUUGUAUAUAAACAUAUGUAUAUAUUGAAUAAAAUGUAAAUUUGUAGUUGAAAACAAAUGUGAGUCACAACAGUGGAGCAUUAUUUUGUCAAUCCCUUUGAGAUACUUUUGUUCAAUAAAGCACCUUAGCACCUGUGA
Oryzias melastigma (Indian medaka) is the source of this 4908-nucleotide messenger RNA. It is a transcript of the gene nectin3b, whose product is annotated as nectin cell adhesion molecule 3b. Lineage: Eukaryota; Metazoa; Chordata; Actinopteri; Beloniformes; Adrianichthyidae. Gene Ontology annotation, biological process: homophilic cell-cell adhesion; heterophilic cell-cell adhesion. The transcript is spliced from 6 exons. Gene Ontology annotation, cellular component: adherens junction; apical junction complex. The record is from RefSeq and is a predicted model, not a curated record. Bases 196 to 1863 code for a protein of 555 amino acids.